This is a messenger RNA of Eriocheir sinensis (Chinese mitten crab), 435 nucleotides long. Its product is annotated as salivary glue protein Sgs-3-like. The transcript has 2 exons. Bases 1 to 435 code for a protein of 144 amino acids. The record is from RefSeq and is a predicted model, not a curated record. Lineage: Eukaryota; Metazoa; Arthropoda; Malacostraca; Decapoda; Varunidae.
AUGAUGCAAAUGUUGGCAAAUUGCACGCUCUCGGAGGAUACCGUAGCCGAGCCGAGUCAUGCCAAGCCAAGACAAACCAAGCAAAGAAAAUCCAAUCCAAUCCAAGCCAAGCCAAGCCAAGCCAACCCAAGCCGGGUCAAGUCAAGCCAAGCUAAGCCAAGCCAAGCCAAACCAAGCAAAGCAAAGUCAAACCAAGCCAAGCCAAGCCAAGUUAAGCCAAGCCAAACCAAGCCAAGCCGAGCCAAACUGAGCCAAGCCAAGCCGAGCCAAGCCAAGCCGAGCCAAGCCAAGCCGAGUCAAGCCGAGCCAAGCCAAGCUGACCCAAGCCAAGCCAAGCCGAGCCAAGCCGAGCCGAGCGGAGCCAAGUCAAGCCAAGCCAAGCCGAGCCAAGUUAAGCUAAGCCAAGUCAAGCCAAGCCAUGCCAAGCCAAUUUAA